ACUCCCACAAUGCAACUGUACUGGGUUGCUCGCAAGGGACUGCGAUGAUGAGUCGAUGCCCAAUACAGUGCAUCUUCAACGAAGCGGCUAGCGGCGUACAGGAACGGACAUACGAAUAGGAUUUCAUAAUGACAGAGCGGGUGAACAACUUUCCUCCUCUGCCCAAGUUUUUGCGGAUCAAGCCCUGCUUUUACCAGAAUGUGGAGGAAGAAAUCCCUGCCCCACACAGACAGCUGGUGCGCAGGGUGUACAACCUGUGGAUGUUGUAUUCCGUGACCCUGUUCGUCAAUGUGGUGUCAUGCAUCGCCUGGUGGGCUGGUGGUGGAGGUGCAGCCAACUUCGGUCUCUCCCUGCUUUGGCUCUUUCUCUUCAGUCCCUGUAGUUACACCUGCUGGUUUCGGCCUCUCUACAAAGCCUUCAGGGCGGACAGUUCCUUCAACUUCAUGAGUUUCUUCUUCAUCUUCUUCCUCCAGUGUGUCCUUGCCCUCAUUCAGACCGUGGGCAUCUCUGGAUGGGGCGCGUGUGGCUGGAUCGCGACAGUGAUGUUUUUCAGCUACAACGUGGGCUCUGCUGUCGUCAUGCUGUUCUCCGCUCUGCUCUUCACCCUGGUGACUGUACUAAUGGGGCUGGUUCUCAUAAGGGUCCACCGGCUGUACCGCGGUGGAGGUGGUAGUUUGGAGCGCGCCCAAGAGGAGUGGAGCACUGGACUGUGGAAGAGUGCCCCUGUGAGGGAGGCUGGUUUCAACGCCAUCGCUGAAACUGGCCCCAGUCUGCCUCAGUACCCAGCUGCAGUGCCAAGCUACCCAGAAAAUGCCCCCUGGUAAAAUGGACACUAGGGGGAGACAAAGAGCGGCAUUUCAUAGCAUGCAGACGACAGCAGAACACGAAAUUACACCACUACACCACAUUUGACACGUUGAUGUGUUUUUCGAAAGAAUGUGAAUUUUGACUUAUCUGAAUGAGACUCCAAGAGGCCAUGUAACAUGAAUGCAAAAGCUUUUCCAUGGUAACUGGAAAAUGUUUUUUUUUUUUGACAGAACUUCUAAAACUGACCCAUUCCAAUUCAUAUGUUUACAUGAUCUUCUACUCUGUAUAUGAAUUUAUUUCAUUUGCCUUUUUUCCAA
Osmerus eperlanus (European smelt) is the source of this 1124-nucleotide messenger RNA. RefSeq names its product secretory carrier membrane protein 4 (gene scamp4). The transcript is spliced from 7 exons. Gene Ontology annotation, cellular component: trans-Golgi network membrane; recycling endosome membrane. Gene Ontology annotation, biological process: protein transport. The record is from RefSeq and is a predicted model, not a curated record. NCBI's taxonomy places the organism in Eukaryota, Metazoa, Chordata, Actinopteri, Osmeriformes, Osmeridae. The coding region runs from base 129 to 824 and encodes 231 amino acids.